UCAGGUCCUAUUCCCAUACUACCAUGUUUUGAGCUCCUCUUUGCUGCGUUCCUGGCGCCACGUCUGCCUGCCAGAUGUGUUGCGUAAGUUAGUCCUGCUGUCCUCACCCAGCACAAAACUCCAAGGUUCAACCAUAGUUAGUGAUCCUUCCCCACCACCGCCAGUUCUUUCUGACCAGGUCAGCAGAGCCUGAACGCCCUCAGCAAAGAUGGGAGACUGGGGAUUUUUGUCCAACCUGCUGGACAAAGUCCAGACCCACUCCACUGUGAUCGGGAAGAUCUGGAUGACCGUCCUCUUCCUCUUCAGGAUCAUGGUUUUGGGAGCGGGCGCCGAAAGCGUGUGGGGCGACGAGCAGUCGGACUUUGUCUGCAACACCCAGCAGCCCGGUUGCGAGAACGUCUGCUACGACAAGGCCUUCCCCAUCUCGCACAUCCGCUUCUGGGUCCUCCAGAUCAUCUUUGUGUCCACACCGACGCUGGUCUACCUGGGCCACGCCAUGCACGUCAUCCACAAGGAGAACAAGCUGAGGGAGCAGCUGGCGAGCCCCGACGGGCCACGGAAGUUCAAACAGCCCAAAUACAGUGACGAGAAGGGACACCUGAAGAUCAAGGGGAACCUGCUGGGCAGCUACCUGACCCAACUCGUCUUCAAGAUCAUCAUUGAGGCCCUCUUCAUCUACGGACAGUACCGCCUGUACGGCUUCGUCAUGGUCCCCCAGUUCGACUGCGAGAGGACGCCCUGUCCCUUCAAGGUGGCGUGCUUCAUGUCCCGGCCCACCGAGAAGACCAUCUUCAUCAUCUUCAUGCUGGUGGUGGCCUGCAUCUCUCUGCUGCUGAACGUGGUUGAAAUGUUGUACCUGAUCGGCUCCAGGAUGAGGUGCGGGUCCAAGCGCCGCCGCCCCCAGCGGGUCACCACGGCGGAGAACCCCGCCAGCUUAUCGAGCCCCAGGUGGCCGACCACGGAGGACACGCUGAGGCAGAACAAGAUGAACAUGGAGCUGGAGAACCACAGCGUGGGAGGCAGCCUGGACGGAGCCAAAGAGGAGAAACGGCUACUGAGCGGACAAUAAGAUGCUUUAGUGUGCGUUUGCAUUUUAAUUGAAUACCUUUUAGACUUGCACCGCUGUCUUCAUGUUAAAGGCUUCAUCAUUGUGUGAUCAUGUAUACUGUACACUAACAAAUCACCAGAGAUGCCCAAUAACAAGGGGCACAAUAUCUAUCUUGUUUUUAACUUAAAAUCUACUAAAUAAGGUGUGCAAUACUGAUUUUUAUUUAUACUGAAGGUGCUCCCUUGUGACUGUUUGAGAGAGAAGUUUGUUGAGUGUUUGUUUUUGGGAUGCAGAACUUGUCCAUUAAAAUGUUGCUUUCUGUACCAUGAUGAUGGUGAUUGUAGCUGACAUUUUUAUAUGGCUUUAUCUUUUUAAUAAAUGAUUCAAAUGGAACAA
This is a messenger RNA of Fundulus heteroclitus (mummichog), 1444 nucleotides long. RefSeq names its product connexin 32.3 (gene gja13.1). The record is from RefSeq and is a predicted model, not a curated record. The coding region runs from base 209 to 1069 and encodes 286 amino acids. Gene Ontology annotation, biological process: cell communication. Gene Ontology annotation, cellular component: connexin complex. The transcript has 3 exons. Lineage: Eukaryota; Metazoa; Chordata; Actinopteri; Cyprinodontiformes; Fundulidae.